This is a messenger RNA of Macrosiphum euphorbiae (potato aphid), 3123 nucleotides long. Lineage: Eukaryota; Metazoa; Arthropoda; Insecta; Hemiptera; Aphididae. The record is from the annotation of a GenBank genome assembly.
AUGGCGGAGCAUUUGGUCGAGAAAAAGCUCGAGAGAAAGGAGGCAAUAAUACUUGCAAUUGACGUCGGAAAAAAUUCUAAAAAGCGAGGUUCAGAUGGAAAAACAUAUUUUGAAAAAUCUAUUAAGUGCGCUUCUAUGAUUUUAAAGAGAAAAAUAUUAACUGAAAGUGAAGAUCAUUUGGCAAUAAUAUUGUUUGGGUCAUCUCAUACAAUUAAUCAUCUCUCAUCAGAAGGAAGUUGUUAUGGCGGUAUAGAAACUUUUGCUGGUUUAGGUAUACCGACUUGGGAUUUAUUUAAUCGUGUUAAUAGUUUAUCUCCUACAAAUGUAACACCUUCAGAUUGGAUUAGCACUUUUGUUCUUGCUUCUGAUUUUCUUAAAAAUGAAACUGAAAAUAAAGUCUUCGCUGGCCUUCAGAUUGUUAUGUUUUCAAAUCUUGCAACUGAUAUCUCAUUUCAUAAUACAGAUACAAUAGCGAAGUGCUUAAAAGUAGAAAACCUUCGUUUAACCAUACUAGGUACAGAUUAUGAAGCUAUAUCACUCAAUUGUGCGUCCGAUGCAUUUCUUAAGAAAACUAAGGCAAUCGCUGUUAAUUUUGAUUCAGUUCAACCGAAAAUAAGUUACUAUAAACAAAAAGAAGUUAUUGCAAGAUCAUGGAAUGCCCCUUUAAGCUUUAAGGAGGUUUUUGAUAUUAAAGUUUUUGGGUAUCAAAAGAUAGAUAUAACCACUAAAAGCUCUAAUUGGUUAUUCAGUAAGAACUAUGAUACACAAGACUUAACAACAGAAAAGAAGAAACAUUCUGAUGGCAAUGGUGAAGAAAUGGAAGUCGAUAAUGACUUGCCGAUGGGUAAUUUUAACUUUGGUGAUCAUAUUAUACCAGCCAUCGAUUUAGAUACAGAUGAGUGUACUUAUAUAGUAGCUGGUCAAAGAAGUUUACAAGUACUGGGAUAUGUACAAAUUUCAGAUGAACAAUUAAAAUUUUUAUUGGGUGGAGUAUCAUAUAUUUUUCAACCCCAUAAAACAGAUAAAAAAGCAUUUAAUUCUGUUUUCAAAUACAUGGUUUUAAAAAGAAAAGUGAUGCUUGUUAGAAGAGUUGAUUUAUAUAUAAAUUUGCUAAACAUUGGUGUACUUAUUCCUCAAAAAGAAGAAAAUGAAAAAUUUUUUGUGUAUGUCAAUCUUCCAUAUGAUGAUGAAAAGAACGACACGUAUGGGUUUCCAUCAUUAGACUCAACUAAAUCACAUUUAAAAGAAAAUAUUGCUCUUACACAUACAGAUGCAAUGGACAUAGAUAUAGGUGAUAGGAAUAAAUAUGGUGUGCCAAUAUAUCAAGAUGAUACUCAAUUACAGUUUACGUUUGAUAGUAUUGUUAAACAAAUAUCAACAAAAGUAAUUCCAAAGAAAAUCCCAUAUUUAAAAAGACAACGAAUUGAAUAUCGACGCAUGAUGGAAAAUGGUGGACCACGUUUACAAGAUUUUUUAAAUAGAGUUUCAUUUAAACCAGAAUUUUUUGAAAAUUUUCCAUCUGCAGCUAAUCUUAUAUAUAAGGAUCCUGAUGAACAAAGGGAAGUUUCAAGAGAGUUAAGAAGAUCCCGCAAAAGACUUAUCAAAAAGGCUCAACCACCUUUAAAUGAAUUAGGAAAAACAUCUUCUGUGGAACAAGAAGUGUUGGAAAAUUCUUCAGCUGAAGAUAAUAAUACUAUACAUUUUGGUUAUGACAAAGAAUUGAACGGCUCAAACGAGUUAAUAAACCGGCCUAAAACCUUAAUUGAAAAUGAUGAACAACCUUUAAAUAAAUUUAAAAAAACAUUUUCUAUUAAAGAAGAAGUCUUUGAAAAUGGUUCAGCUGAAGAUAUUAAUACUAUACAUUUUGGUUAUGAUGAAGAGUUGGACGCUACAAACGAGUUAAUAAAUCACCCUAAAACCUUAGUGGAAAAUGAUGAACCACCUUUAAAUGAAUUAAAAACAACAUUUUCGAUUAAACAGGAAAUAUUUGAUAAUGGUUCAGCUGAAGAUAUUAAUUCUAUGCAUUUUGGUUAUGAUGAAGAGUUAGACGCUACAAACGAGUUAAUAAAUCACCCUAAAACCUUAGUGGAAAAUGAUGAACCACCUUUAAAUGAAUUAAAAACAACAUUUUCGAUUAAACAGGAAAUAUUUGAUAAUGGUUCAGCUGAAGAUAUUAAUACUAUACAUUUUGGUUAUGAUGAAGAAUUGGACGCUGCAAACGAGUUAAUAAAUCACCCUAAGACCUUAGUGGAAAAUUAUGAACCACCUUUAAAUGAAUUAAAAACAACAUUUUCUAUUAAACAGGAAAUAUUUGAUAAUGGUUCAGCUGAAGAUAUUAAUACUAUACAUUUUGGUUAUGAUGAAGAAUUGGACGCUACAAACGAGUUAAUAUAUCACCCUAAGACCUUAGUGGAAAAAGAUGAACCACCUUUAAAUGAAUUAAAAACAACAUUUUCUAUUAAACAGGAAAUAUUUGAGAAUGGUUCAGCUGAAGAUAUUAAUUCUAUACAUUUUGGUUAUGAUGAAGAAUUGGACGCUGCAAACGAGUUAAUAAACCACUCUAAGACUUCAGUGGAAAAUGAUGAACCACCUUUAAAUGAAUUAAAAACAACAUUUUCGAUUAAACAGGAAAUAUUUGAAAAUUCCUUAGUUGAAGACAAUAAUAGUACAAAAGUUGAUCCCGAUGAAGAAUUUGACGUUUCAAAACAAUGUAUGAUUACACCAUUGAAUCCGAUAGAAGAUUUUAAUAAGCUUUUAAAAAAUGGAUUCAACGCUGAUAUUGUUUGUACAAAGAUGCAUGACGUAACUCUAAACUUAAUAGAGUUUAGUACAAGUCUGGAAGAUUUAAUGAAACCUGUUGACACAUUGAAGGCAUUAAGAGAAUUUUAUAUUAUUAAUAAUGAUGCGAAGUCUUAUAAUGAUUUUAUGUAUCUUGUAAAAGAUGCACUUGUUAUGUCUGAUAAAGGUUCUAUGUGGUCAAAAUUCAUUAAUAGUGGUGGAAUAGGACUGAUUACAAAUGCAGAGAUAGAAGCAAGUGAUAUUUCACAAGAAUUAUCUGAAGCAUUUAAGAAACUAUCUGGAGAUUUGGACAUAGACUUUAUUAUUGAUGGUGUAGUCAAGUAA